AUGUUUUUAUGUAAAAUUACGCAGUUACAGUGUAAUAUUACAGCUGUUACAAUGCGUAAUUUUAAGUUUAACGUUUUAUGUCAAAUUAUUUCUUUAUUGUGCGGGUGGUUUAGUGUGUGUGAAUGUUUAGAAGUUGAUAAUAUUGAUAAUUGGAUUUUUACGUCGGAUGCUGAGGAGAGGUUAAGUGAAAAGUGCCGGAAACAGUUUUUAGGUUAUAUUACACAACAUGGAGAUGAUCAAAAGAAUUUAAUAUCUAAACUUGAGCUGUUUUAUGAUUUGAAUCAACAUUUACCACUUACUGACUUAAGUGACUUUCCAAGUUUAGGCGAUUAUGGACGAUGUAAAUUUCUGUCAAAAACUUUUUCAUUGAAAUAUUCGACACUAUUGAUUUAUAUACAUGAAAUCGAUGAGUACCUAAACAAUAUUACACAUGGAACUUCUGUACUCUUUAAAAGGUAUUCAGGAGUAUGGACAGCAAGUGCAGUAAUUGGUGUUUGUGUCCCUAAACCAUGCACAAGUAAAGAUAUACUUGUUUUACAAGAUGGAUUCCAAAUAAUUGAUUUUUACAAACAUCAAAACAAACAUAACCAAACUUUGAACAUAGAUUGGGAUUAUACUGUGAUUGAUGUGACUAGUGAUAAAUUUGACACUCCAAAAUUUUCGCUUGUUAUAUGGAUAUUCAUAAUAUUUACUGGUUUCGUUUCGCUGAUUAACAUUACAUCGAUGUUUACCAAGCGAAUUUACUUGAAAAACAACUUUCUUGGCUGUUUUAAUUUGAAAGUGUUUUUGAUAAAGUUAUUGGAUAAAAGUACUGAACCAGCUAAGUUUCAAGUGCUGGAUGGAGUGAGGACUAUAUCAACAUUGUGGGUUUUAUACGCUAGUAUAUAUGAAUUAAAUUUGUAUUUUCCUAAUGUUAAUGUUUUUGAUGCUUUUGAAUGGCUUCAACGGCUUCCAGCCGCUUCAGUUUUCAUGGUAGUGAUGGUUUUAUAUCAAUUUCAAACUAUAAAUGGCUUUUUGAUGGGUUACAUGGAACCAACUUUCGGGACAAGUUUAAAACAACGUAUUUUUGGUGUUAUAUUACCAAUGUAUCCAUUGUUACUCAUCUUCCACACAAGUUUGAUUGAUUUGGGAAGUGGUCCCAUGUGGUUCACGACACGUAGAUAUCUAAAGAACACAUGCAGUCAAAAUGUGUGGACUAGUUAUGCUCUUAUACAAAAUUAUUACAAUCCUGAUUCAAUGUGCACAAUUCACACUUGGUACAUGUCUGUAGACUUCCAUCUUACUCUUGCAAGUCCAAUACUCUUCUUUUUGAUGAGAAAAAGUUUUAAAAUGGCGGCAUAUUUUGUAUUUAUUUUAACUUUCUUAUUUUGUGUGAUGGCAACUAAUGUUGCUUAUAGUAUGAAAUUGGAACCAACACUACAAUCAUGGCUUACAGAUUACUUUAGUUAUAUAUACUUCCCAACACACAUUCGAAGUCCUGUGUGGUUAUGUUCACUUUUAGCAGGAUACGCUUACAAGAAGAAAAUAUUAAGUCAUUAUACUCCGCACCUUAACAAAUAUUACAAACAUGGUUGUAUUAUAACUUGUUUUUUGGUAUUAUUCACCACAAUGUUUACAAUGUAUGCGCCAUAUUUAAAUCUUCCACGGUUGGUUAAGGCACUUUAUAUUGGUUUUUAUAAUUUAAUAUGGUCUCUGAUGAUUUUGUGGAUUAUAUUUGUUUAUGUUGAAAGUCGUUCAGGCAGUGCUGGUGUGAUUCAAAGGUUUUUAUCAAUGCAUAUUUUCACUGUUUUGGGGAGGUUGUCUUAUGGUUUAUAUUUGAUUGCUCCUUUGGUUCAAUUAUUAAUCGCUGGGAGUAGGGACGGUGCAAUCAGUUUUGGCGUUUUAUCAAAUGUUAUGGAUUUUUGGUAUCAAUUAAUUUUCAAACUCCUUCUCUCACUAUAUUGGUAUUUGUUUAUCCAAUCACCCAUAAUAUCACUUGCAACAUUCUAUUUCCAAUCAGAAGCUACAACCAAAAAAUAAAUUUCUUUAAAAAAUA
This is a messenger RNA of Dalotia coriaria, 2035 nucleotides long. Its product is annotated as O-acyltransferase like protein-like. The transcript is spliced from 11 exons. The record is from RefSeq and is a predicted model, not a curated record. NCBI's taxonomy places the organism in Eukaryota, Metazoa, Arthropoda, Insecta, Coleoptera, Staphylinidae. The coding region runs from base 1 to 2019 and encodes 672 amino acids. Gene Ontology annotation, molecular function: acyltransferase activity, transferring groups other than amino-acyl groups.